UCCAGUCGGGACAUAAGAUGCCUCAGAGAUAGACAAGCCUAAUGACGCAACGGGUUUACUCAAUACAGCUUGAAAUUGUGAGGGACAGGAUAAUACUUGCAGAGUUUCCUAUGACCAAAAGCAGGCUGAGGACUCGGAAACUGUCAGAUAUAACGUGAAAGCCAGAGAGACCCUGCUCCCACUUCUGGAAACAAUCUUCUCCGGACACCAGGGAGCAACAGAUGCAAACUUUCGAGAUGGCAUACCUGAUAUUUCUUUUUCUACCUUGUGUUUUCAGCACGCGGGAGCGCAUAUUCGUCCCUGGGUAUGAAACAGUCAUCUCCAAAGAGCCCUACAGGGAGAGUAGGAAAGCUCUGAUGCCAGUUCUUACUACAACGGGCAAAGAAUGCAAAUUCCCAUUUCGUCAGGGUGGAAGGAUUCAUCAUCACUGCCUCACCAUACUAUCCUCAAGACCAUGGUGCUCCCUGACGCACAAUUUUGAUCGAGACCGGCAGUGGGGCUUCUGCGCACUCGAUAAAACUCAGUCAGAUGUUUUGGUCCACUCGUCACGCAGAGUCACAGAUCCAUGUCAGGUGAAUCCAUGUGAAAAUGGAGGCGUCUGCAUGUCGAUCCCACACAGACGCUCGUUCGAGUGCUCCUGUCCUGAGAGCUUCACUGGGAGACUCUGUGAGCAGAAGAAGUGCUAUGAAACCGUACACCUGCGCUAUUAUGACAUCGGAGAGUCUUGGGGACGAAUUCACCUCCGUAAUGUGGAACAGUGCACAUGUGUGGCAGGGGAAAUCAAGUGUGAAAGAGUUCGCUACACAAUGUGCCGUUCAAACCCUUGUCACAAUGACGGAACGUGUCGAAUGAUCACAGCCACCGGCAAGAAAGUAUGUAACUGCAGACGUGGCUACAGCGGUCCGUACUGCGGCCUCGAGCCGGAGACAGAGUGCUAUAACAACAGGGGCACAGAUUACAGAGGGGUGGUGAGCACUACGGUGUCCGGCGUCCGGUGUGUGGCGUGGAACUCAGACCUGCUGUAUAACGAGCUCCAUGUGGGCACGGUGGUUGGCUCACCCCUCAGGGGCCUCGGCGAACACUCCUACUGCAGAAACCCAGAUAAAGACAAGAUGCCGUGGUGCUACACGCUAAUUGACGGCGCCAUCUCCUGGGAAUACUGUGACGUCCCCUCUUGUGUGAUGCCUGUGUGGGAGAAUCAACCUGCGACAAAAAUGAAAAUAUUCAGAAGAGCUUCUGCACGAAGGAUUAUUCCGUUUAACACACUGCCCGCCAUUAAAAAACCGAGGCCCCCCAAGACGGCCAAAAAGCACGUGUGUGGGAAAAAGCACAAGAAGAGGUUGUCGAUUGCCAGGGGGAGGAUAAUGGGCGGAAACUCAGCUCUGCCAGGUACUCACCCCUGGAUGGCGGCCAUUUACAUUGGACAGUCAGACUUCUGCGCCGGCACUCUGAUCUCCUCUUGCUGGAUCGUCUCUGCGGCUCACUGCUUCUUCCGCAACCCUCUGAAGUCUCAGAUUCGAGUUGUGCUCGGCCAGCAGAGAUACAACGUCACCGAUCCCAACACCAGGACAUUCGGAGUGGAGCAGUACAUCUUUCCAAAACAGUUCUCGGUGUUUAAUCCAACACUACAUGACAUUGUUCUGGUCAAACUGGCGAAGAAGGACGGGCGAUGUGUGAGGAGAACCCCGUUCAUCAGACCCAUCUGUCUCCCAGACAAAAGCAUGACGUUCCCUGAUGACUACUGCUGUGCUAUUAGUGGCUGGGGACACAUGCAUGAGAAGGCAGAGGGUUACUCUAGUCUGCAGGAGGCUGGAGUGAGACUGAUUUCUCAUGACGCUUGUAGGAAGCCAGAUGUUUAUGGCAACCAUGUCACUGCUGACAUGAUUUGCGCGGGGCUCAACGGCUGUGUCGACGCCUGCCAGGGCGACUCUGGGGGCCCUCUGGCUUGUGCGAGGAAUGAUGUCAGCUUCCUGUAUGGGAUCAUCAGCUGGGGAGAGGGCUGCGGCCGCUCUGGAAAACCGGGUGUUUACACCAAAGUGGUCAACUAUAUCGAUUGGAUCAAUUCAGUGAUCAGACGCAAACCCAAGGCGUCAUGAAUGAACAUUACCUGGAAAUUAGCUUUAAUAUAUGUGAUAUUUUACUAUAAUGUAUUCGGUUUUUAUUUGUAAUGCUUGUGGAAGUUUAUAGGUUAUCUUUUUUAACUGUGAAACAUUGUGAGACUGAAUAAACCGUUACUGACUUGA
Messenger RNA from Plectropomus leopardus (leopard coralgrouper), 2243 nucleotides. NCBI's taxonomy places the organism in Eukaryota, Metazoa, Chordata, Actinopteri, Perciformes, Serranidae. The record is from RefSeq and is a predicted model, not a curated record.